Molecule: messenger RNA, 1197 nt
Organism: Xiphias gladius (swordfish)
Lineage: Eukaryota; Metazoa; Chordata; Actinopteri; Istiophoriformes; Xiphiidae
Exons: 4
Coding region: 17-691 (224 amino acids)
Source: RefSeq, a predicted model, not a curated record
UGGCAGGCUGCUGCUGAUGGUGCUCACUGAUGAAAACUUCAGGCUCAGCCCAGCAGGUCUGGUUCUUGUGUGCCAGAGUUUGAAAACCCUCCAGCCAAUUGAUGAGCUGAAGAAAGGUCCGUUCAUGCUGCAGGUCCAAGUCCUGGAGUACCGGCAGACUGAUGCAGGGGUGGAGGUUGACAUCCGCCUCUCUGCCACUUCUCGUUCCGGAUGCCCAGUUUGGGAGAGCGUCCUGACACUGCUGUCCAAGAACAAGCUCCACAAAGCCCACAGAGGCUUAACGAAGAACGAAUAUGAAAGCCAACCAGAGGAGCCUGUGCCAGAAAGCAUGAAGCAGGUAGAGCUCAGAGUUCCCUGGAGUACCUACCUGCAGUGUGUAUGGUCCCUUUCUGGCUACUCCCUCUUUCGACUCCUCUCUCUACCAGCCAGGCUCUUUGGCUGCAGAUCACAGACCGCGCCAAGUCUCUGGAUGCUGUCGGUCUGCUUGGCAGAAAUCGAAAAGCACAAAGGGUCCGAAGUCAUCACAGCUCCUGUCAACAUGACUGCUCAGUUUAAGGAGCCUCUGUUGGUACCAGGCAAAGUGACAAUCAGGUUUUGGGAGACGAUCAAAAAUGGGGUCAGUCUUCCGUCCAAGGCCUCACAUGUAGCAACAAGGAAACAACUUUUCUCACAUGGUGGGACUGAUUUCUAGGUCUUGAUGAGCGUAUAGUGUUGAUAAAAGUAGUGUUGUCAAAACACAAUAAAAUGUUAAUAUUUUACUUCUUCCAUUACCUUCUGUUUCAUUUUGGACUACGCGGUGCAUUUCAGUAAUUAAAUUCAACAAGGCUGGUCUGGACAAUCAGCUUAUCACCCUUCACCAUUAAAGCAUUUCCUCAUAUGAUAAUAAAAUAAAAUAUUUGUAGAGUUAAUUUUACCUUUCUUACAAAAUUUCAAUUACAUAUUUUUUCAUAAGAACAUGUAUUAAUAGAUGUAUCUGCUUCUGAGCUUCCUCUUUUAUUGUUAAGUGUUAUCAGCUUCAUUGAAUGUAACCACUGCAAUUCCUAUGAUAAUGUCAGAGUAUUGUUCUACAGUCAAACCUGAUUUAAAAAAACAAAACAAAAAAUCAGUGGAUUUGACAGUACUAAAAGAGCCAUGUCAUUGAAUAAAACAGACUUUUGUAUUAGACUUUACUGUAAAAACUUUCGCUUUCAAAUAAAA